AUGUAUAUAUGUAUAUUGUAUUCUACAGACUACUAUCAAAGACUCACUUUACAAAGCUGGUUUUCUAACUUGGAACAAUCGCCAUUGAAUCGUAGUCAAAAGUUACCGGCACCGUACAAACAACUUAUUGACGAAAUCAAGCAAAACUAUCUACGAGAGAACGACUGGAGAACUGACAAUUUGACUAACAAUAGCCAACUCUUAACUGUGACAAUAGACGGAUCGAAACGCACCAAUGACAUUACGAGCCUUCAUAGCCGAUAAGAUCACGGCUUACCUGACUGACGACCAAUACCAUCGCAACGCAAUUGACGUACCAAUCAGGCCAAUGACCAGAGUAUAAUACCAUCAACUGACGUGAUACAACUCACUUUGACUCUGAAGAUGACGUCAGGCACUGUCAACAACAACAGCCUAUUCAGGUCCUAUUGAGGACUUCCGUGGCCGUAAACCAUUCCAUUCCAAGAAUUAAUUGGGGAUCAUUUCGGGGUCGACGAGAAAAGAAAUGAGGAUCAUAUUGGGAUACAGGAAUCAUUUGGGGGGCGAAUUGGGGAUCCUUUCAGCUAGGGUUGGGGAUCCGUAGUUUCGCCGUCGGGAUCAUUCGAGGCCCUGUAAAAUUACUCCUGUCAUUACACGUAGUUCAUUUAAGUAUGGAAUGUUAUGGAAUUGAUAUCGUCUUAUUCAUUGCAGAUGGCGUACACAAAAUACCAGUUAGCCAGGUGGAAAUGCCCAGUCAGGGCGGAAGGAUAACGCCAAUCGAUGAAAAAUUUGUCGAAAGCCUGAUGCCUGAAGGAAAUUAUGACGCACUUUUCUUUUUGUGCAAAAAUUGCGAAUCCAAGGCUGACCUUGAUAUUGCUAAAUUGCAUUCAUCUACAUAUGGAGUUAUUGGUGACGCACAUAAUAGCACAGCUGCAAAGGAAUUUAAUUUGAAGUUUCCUGGAAACCCCUAUUAUCAGUUUAGAAACACCAGGAUUUAGCAUUAUCAGAAAUCUUUUUGAUGGCUCUUCUACUAUCUCGAUCCUUGAGAGAGCCAGAAGAAAUCGAGGCGAUAUACAAAGACGGAAAAUUAAAGGGACAGAAACCAUUCUUAUCGGAGAUGUUGUCGACACCGUCAAUCAAGCAAAUCCAUCGCAGAUGCCUUAGUGCCUUACACCAGAAGAAAGAUACCAGUUGCUCGCGCAGGCAAGUCCUUCACCAUUAUGUAACCAUUAUUUCACUCUCAGCUCUAAAAAGUAGUCUACUAAUUAAUAACCUUAUAAUAACCGUAUUUUUCCUUCUAGGUCAAUAACUGCGAAAUUACUUUAGCAGAGAUGAAACAGGCAGCCAAGGAAAUAAAGAAAUUCAAGUCCAUUCAAAUUGCUGUUAUGAAUUCUUUGCGCUAAAAACUUGGGUAGAGACCAAUGACAAAUUCGGCGACGAAGUGAGUCCAAACACCUUAGCCGUUCUUUGGUGAGUAAUUUUGAUAACGAACAGGCUAUUACAAGGUCAGACGAAGAUUAUAUGUUUAAAGAAAGUUUUGUUGAAGGUAACUUUGUCUGAUGAAAAUAUAAAAAAAUGGGCCUACCAAAAUGUGGAGACUUUCCAUGCUUGGAGUAAUGUUUAGAAAUAUGAUAUGGAUCUGAAAAUAAAUCAAAGAAAAAGUUAAGCAUUUUGUGAAAAGAUCGUUAUAUCUAGGUCAGAACACCAUCUUUUGUGUUCUAUGACGGCUUAUAGGUUUUCGUAGAAAAAAAAUAACCCUUGUUUUGCUAAAUCAUGUGUUAGUUGGGCUAACCAGAAGCCCGUUUUCGAUCAAUUUUAAGGUAAGAGUCGGUGUAUUUCUAAACAACGAAACUGAUUUGGCUUUGACAAUAGUCCAGUUUCGAAUUAAAAAUUACCGCUGAAUAUAAACAUUAACGACACAUUCAUACAGGGUUAGCCUCGACGUAGAGUAAAAUAUUCAGAAAUUCAGGCAAGUAAGUGUUUAAAAUUUGAAUAUACACAAUAGACAGUGUAAUAAACAGGUCUUUUUCUCGCUGGAAUUUGUGAAUAUAUUACUUCAGAUUGAGGCUAAGGCUGUAAAAAAUACGUCUUCACUUCUUUAAUUCAGCGGUCAUAGCGAACUCGAAAAUGGACUAUUAAUUUUCACUUACCAAAUACGGAAUGAGGGCUUCUUGUCAACAAUUUGGUUUGUUUAUUGCCUGAAUUAUGCUCAAAAUUCCAUUUUUCAUCGCAUUAAAGGAACAUGAAGUGUUUGUUCCAAAAAUUCAAUAAACCAUAAUAAGCCAAAUUUUUCUCACCUAAUUUUGAUAAUUGGGUGGCCAAACUCUAGCCCCAGGCUCAUCUCUGUGCAAUAUCUUGAGGAUAAAGUUUCAAGCAUAAACUGAAAGCUCUAUUAUAGUAGAGUUCAUGGUUAAACUCAUUUGACAGCACAAUUUACCUGUGGGGUCUUAUGGCACUUUUAAAAUGCCCCCUGCAAGGCGGGAUUUUUGGUGCUCAAAAAGCACAAAGUGAGACCCCCUCCCCCCCGUAACUCCAAAACUUAAAGUCAGAGAAAUAAGCUAAAGUGGCUUUUGAAAUGUCUCAUCACACCCAACUUCUGUGCCAAGUUAAAGCCAAAUCAGUUGACCACAACGUUUGGCGCCUAGAACACUUUCUCCCAAUGACUCUUAACGACAUUAGUUUUCUAGCGUUGUACGGAAAAUUUGGGUGCGUAGGUACGAUUUUUUCAAGAUGCAUCCACAAAAUGUGUUCAUAUAAGGAAAUUCCUGGAUAUAUAAGGUCCGGAGCUCCACUGUGGACACAAAAACAAAAUAUCUUUGUAUAGUGAUUUGCCCAAAGAAAUUCACACUCGCUAACAAUGUGUUUUAAGUCACUGAACUUUGUCGUACUCGAGCGGAUAUUUUAAUUUAAACCCACGCUCGAUCGGCGACUUAUAGCUUCGCAGAUCACUAAAAUGUAAACCAGAUACUCAGUGUAGAAGUUUUGAAAACGUAGGAUCCCAAAACCGCCUGCUAGUUUGCCAUCCUUAGCCGGCUUCUUUCAUUUCCUUCUACACAGGAUCUAACAAAAGAUAAGUACCAUCGAAUAAAAUUGCAAAGCAUCCGUUUCCCAGUUUUGAAUGACAUUGAACGCAUUUAUUUAAACAACGUUAGAUUUGUGAAACCUCAGAACCGUGCAAUGUCGUGGAACGUCUGAGUCAUUUCUGAGGCUCUAACAAAAUGCUUUGGAAACGUGAAUCACAAGGUGUCUCAUUUGGCGAUCACAAAUACUUUUUGUCUUUUGCGUAUGAUUGUGCAGGUGGUUCUACACCUACAGUCCUUUUCUAUCACCAACAAAUGCAAGAGCCUCACGCAUCCUCCUGCUAUCGUGGUACAGUUAUGUAUGAAGAUGUAUAGUGCUCCAAAGUAUCGCCAUUGGACAUGUUAUUGUUUGGCUUGGUUUUCCUUUUCACAUUUCUUUUCAUACGUUUUUUAUUUCCCAUUCCAUAGCGUCUAUCCAGACUUCAACGUUCUCCGGCUUUUCUUUUUCGCCUGUGGGAAUCAUCUUUCUUGAUUACUUCUUGAUAAAACCGUUCCUUGAAAUCCAUUCCCAUUUUCUGCCUCUUUCAGGAAUUGAUUGGAAUUUUGCUGUAACCGAAAAACCACGCAACCACGUUACUGAACAAUAGGGUCCUUUCGAUAUUUUUGACCGCGCACUCCUGAGAACUAGGUAGUCGCAUGUAAGCGAGGCUUAGAGGACACAAGAUGGCUGACUCUGCCCCUGGCAGUUUUCACUGUAAACCGGUUCCUUGGUUAAAAGAAUACUUAAAAACAGGGGCAUUCAAAGCUCAGGAAAACGUAAGGUUGAACUGGUAGAACUUUGUGAGAAAAGUGAGGAGAUGAAAGUCCCAAAAAUUGCUGAAGAGGAAGCACCAGUCGAUCCAAGAAUUUCUAUGAAAGAGCAAGUUAAAACCGAUGAGGGAGAUCUCGCAAAUCCGUUGGAUAACGAAAACCGUGUUUUUUCCCAAUGGACCAAAAACUUUACUAACGUACCGGACUUUAGAUUCCCGGAUGUUUUUAAUUGCCUGGUGGGAAAAGAUCCCGUAUACAACAGCGAAAGCCUAAAAAGUUUGCCAAAAAAGUUUGCUGUAAAGCCAACUGAGAAAUCCAAGACUGAUGAUGGUUCAGCAACAUACAGAGGGUUUUUCAUUUUAAAGAAGGAUGGAAGUAACAAUUCAGCCUACUGCUUAUGCAAAGUGCUUCUUUUGAUUUCUGAAGCCUGUCUAUGUGCUAGAUAUUCCAUAAACAUACGUUUGAGAAUCAAAACGUUUGGUCUUUUCAGUUGUUUUUCUCUGUGACAGGUUUUGUUUUAUUCAGAUUCGAAGGUUUAUAUUUCCCUUGUAGCAGUUGUAAUAUGAGUAAAAAGUAGAUGCCUCCUGAAUUGAAGAUCUAAAUCAAUGGAUGCAUUAUUUUAAGUCUCAAACCAUCUGGAUCAUUUAUGACUUCAGCACUAAGUAUUAAAACAGUAGUUCAAAGUCAGAAACUUUGGAAUUCUUUAUCUAUUGAUGUUAAGAAAAUCAAACCAUUUUCCAGUUUUCGUCGACAUAUCAAGAAUUCUGUGAUUGAUGGUUAUAAUACUAUUGUUGAUUCCUAAUGUUUUACGAUUAUAUUAUUAUUUUAACUACAAUUUAAUUAAUGAAGUAAUACUUUUUAUCUAAAACAACUAUUUUGUAUCUGUAUUCCUUCUAUUCAUAUUCUUGUUUGGGUCACCUACUCGGUUAGUUCCACAAACUAUUUAGGUGUCCCAAACUCUGCACAAUGAACCUACAAUUGAAAUUUUCUUUCCCUUCACAAUCUCUCGAUUUUAUAUUUUAAAGGACUAAUUUAUAUUAAUUAUAGUUAUUCUGUGUGAGUUUAAAUAAAAAUUGAUUUGACUUGACUUGGCUACUUUACAGUCUAUCAGUGUGAACAAUGUGAGAUACAUAUUUGUCAUAUUGGUCCUCCUUUAAACAGGGCAGAUGGAGGUUGCCGGCACAUAGCUGCAGCAUUGUUUGAUCUAGAAGUAAAUGUGAGAUUCAAUGAUCUCCAAUCAUGUACAUCAGGACAGUGCAUGUGGAAAAAGAGAGGAAAGAGAAAUGAGGGACGUUUGCCCAUUCAGGACCUUCAAACGAGUGGUAGUUACGGUGUGACAUUGAAAGACCCAAUUCACCUAAGAGAUUUUAAUCCA
Molecule: messenger RNA, 5184 nt
Organism: Porites lobata
Lineage: Eukaryota; Metazoa; Cnidaria; Anthozoa; Scleractinia; Poritidae
Source: the annotation of a GenBank genome assembly